CAAUUAUUUGAGAGAGGGCUCUUUUUAUAGUGAAUAGUGUAUUCUCUCAUUCCCACGUGAACUCCACGAACUUUCCACCACAUAUUCAAAUUUUGGUGCAUGCCCUUUCCCAUUAAAUAAUGGUGGGCCCAAAAAAGGAAAUAAUGGACCAAAGCCUUUGCCUUCCUCCUUGAAUUUUUCUCCGUAGCUUCCUCUGAUCUGUGUCUUUCUUUGUUUUAGCCAGUUGCUCUUGCAUGUUUGUCUUUUUACUCCUGGAGAGGAAUCAAGGGAGGCGUGAAUAUGUACUCGACCCUAACAUCACCAGAUCUGUGGAAACAGCACCGGUUGGCUCCCGCGGUGGCAAUGUCGGAAUUCACCGUCUAAGAACAAAUCCAAAAUGCCCUUUGAUGAAAUCGCGGCAGCAGCUGGUAAUCUUCUUCUUCCUCUUCAACCUCGACCUAGGAGUGAUCCAAUACUGGGGCGGUCGUGAAAGUGGUGACAGCAGAAGUUUUUGCAGUGGUCGUGAAUCUAGGCAGAGCACCGGUCAGCAAUACUAGAUAGAUCUUGAGCAAGCAACGACAGACAACAAUGCAGCGGCGUUGGGGAAUCUGUUGGGGAGCAGAGGCAGAAGUUGGGGAAUCUGUUGGGGACAACAAUUGCGAAGCAGAGGCAAAAGUUGAGGAAUCUGUUCGCAGAUGCCGUUCACCAAGCCUCCAUCAGCAGCUCCAAUCCGUCGUCGCGGCGUUGAAACGGCUCGGGGAUGGGCCCCACACGCACGCGCUGCUCUUGAUGUCGCACCGCCGAAAGCUACAGACCAACAUGCAGCCGCUCCGCCCCUCCGGCGUGACGCACGGGGUGGCGUACACGGCGGCGCUCUCGCAUCUCGUGUUCUCGACGAUCGCGCAAGGGGCGAGCGAUUCGAUGAGGAGCUGGCGUAUUCGUCGGAGCUGGUGACGUGGUCCGUGAGCGAGACGGAGGCCUACGCGCGGCUCAUAACUAGACACGUCCUGGCUUCUCCGGUGGCGUUCGAGGGCUGAGAGCCGUCGCGGAGUGCGUCCAGAUAUGCUUGGGCCACUGCUCGCUUUUGGAAGCUGGAUGACUAUCCCUUUCGCCGGUUCUGUUGAAGCACUUUAGGCCUUUCAUUGACCGAGCAUUGACCGCCAACCUGAAAAGGAUCAAGCAGUGUACCACCGCACUCGCGGCGGCGGAUGAUUGGCUGCUUGUUCAUUCGCCGAUGGAAUCGCGCUCUUUUGGAACCUACACCAAUGCUAAACGUGGAUGGCGACUUCUGGCCGCUCCAUUAAUUCUAGUGUGGCGGCACUGGCACAUCUCAAUCCAUUCUUUUGAUCUGCACUUCUGUCUCAAU
This is a messenger RNA of Cuscuta campestris, 1345 nucleotides long. The record is from the annotation of a GenBank genome assembly. NCBI's taxonomy places the organism in Eukaryota, Viridiplantae, Streptophyta, Magnoliopsida, Solanales, Convolvulaceae.